AUGGGCUCCGUGGGGUCACGCCUCCGGGCGGGCGGGACGCGGUUCUGCGGCCUCGCGCCCGGCACGGGCAGGGUCGGAGCCGGCCAGAUUUCCCCGCCGCUGGACGCGCAGGGACCGACCCGCCGGGCACCCAGCAUGGCCAUCAAGACACUCUGUCUGCCUCUGGUGUGGCUGGUGGCCACAGCCACGGUCACUGUCACCCCGGUGCUCGCUCUGGAGGCCCCUUCCAGCUGGACGCCACUGCUUGGGGAGCCCCCGACACCGCCUGUGCCCCCUGUGCCCCCUGCUCGCACCCCGGCUCCCUCGCAGGACGUGGGGACCCCCAGCGCUCACCCCGAGGGGCUGCCGGGCUGGGGUGUCACAGAUGUGACAGCGCCGGAGGGGGCACUGGAGGAGCUGGACACUGCAGCCUAUGGCUGGGGUAUCACAGAUGUCCCCACCCCCAGCCCCGCAGCGCCGGAGGGGGCACUGGAGGAGCUGGACACUGCAGCCUAUGGCUGGAGUGUCACAGAUGUCCCCAGCCCCACAGCGACAGACGAGGCGCUGGAGGAGCCGGACCCCAUUGGCACCACGGCAGCGCCCCCGCCCGGCACCAGCGCCCCGCCGUGCCCUGGGGACGAGGAGCCUCCCGACGCCUGCGGGGAGCCCACGGGGGAGCAGCGGGCCGCCGUGGCCGAGGCUCUGGGCACCUUCGCCCUCCGCUUCUACCAGCGCAUGGCAGACGAGGCCGGGCCCGACGCCAACCUGCUCUUCUCCCCCAUCACCGUCGCCACGGGGCUCUCGCACCUGCUGCUGGGCGCCCGCGGAGAAACGCAGGAGCGUCUGGCCGCCCUCCUGGCGUACCCGCCGGGGCUGCGCUGCGUGCACGGCGCCCUGCAGCAGCUGGCCGGCACGCCAGGCCUCUUCUCGGCCGCCCAGAUCUUCCACAACCCAGAGCUGCAGCUCCGGCCCCGCUUCCUCAACGACUCCCUGCGCUUCUACGGCGCCCGCCCGUACGCCCUGAGCGGCAACGAGAGCCUGGACCUGCAGCGCAUCAACGCCUGGGUGCGGGAGGCCAGCCAGGGGCUGCUGCCCUCGCUGCUCUCCGCGCUGCCCCCCGAGCCCAGCCUGCUGCUGCUCAGCGCCGUCCACCUGCGCGCCGCCUGGCGCACGCCGCUGGACCGCGAGAAGACGGUGCUGCUGCCCUUCCUGCGGCCCGGGCAGCGCCCCCGCAAGGUGCCCACCAUGACCAGCGCCAAGUACCCCGUGGCCUCCUUCAGCGACUCCCGCCUGCGGGUCCAGGUGGGGCGGCUGGAGCUGCACGGGGGGCUGAGCCUCGUGGUGCUGAUGCCGCGGGAGCCGCUGGAGCCCCUGGAGAGCCUGGAGCGGGCGCUGGACCCCGCCACCUUCCUGGCGCUGCUGCGGCGGGCGGCCCGCACCCCGCCCCGGGCCACCGCGCUGUCCCUGCCCCGCCUGCGCCUCGACCUCGCCCUGGACGUGGUGCCUCUGCUCCACGACAUGGAUUUCGGGCUGUUCCUGGACGCGGAGCUGUGCGGGCUGGCGCGGGGCCCGGCCGCGGUGGACACGGCGCGGCACCGGGCGGUGCUGGCGCUGGACGAGGCCGGCGUGGAGGCGGCGGCGGCCAUGGCCACCUCGGUGGCGCGCUCGGCCCUGGUGCUGGAGGCCCUGCGCCCCUUCCUCUUCGUCCUCUGGCACAACAGCGGCGACUUCCCCGUCUUUAUGGGCCGUCUCAGCGACCCGCAGCCCUGACUCUGCUCCUCCUGUGCCUGUCAUCCCUCCUGCCAUCCCUCCAUCCUUCCCUCCCGCCUCCUCCUCCCUCCAUCCCUGCCUCCUCCUCUCCCUGCUUCCCUCCUUCCCUCUC
This is a messenger RNA of Melozone crissalis (California towhee), 1861 nucleotides long. It is a transcript of the gene SERPING1, whose product is annotated as serpin family G member 1. The record is from RefSeq and is a predicted model, not a curated record. Gene Ontology annotation, molecular function: serine-type endopeptidase inhibitor activity. Lineage: Eukaryota; Metazoa; Chordata; Aves; Passeriformes; Passerellidae. Gene Ontology annotation, biological process: negative regulation of endopeptidase activity.